Molecule: messenger RNA, 859 nt
Organism: Xyrauchen texanus (razorback sucker)
Lineage: Eukaryota; Metazoa; Chordata; Actinopteri; Cypriniformes; Catostomidae
Product: cytochrome c-like
Exons: 3
Coding region: 122-436 (104 amino acids)
Biological process (GO): mitochondrial electron transport, cytochrome c to oxygen; mitochondrial electron transport, ubiquinol to cytochrome c
Cellular component (GO): mitochondrial intermembrane space
Molecular function (GO): heme binding; electron transfer activity
Source: RefSeq, a predicted model, not a curated record
GUGACGUCACACACUAGAGCCCUCUCACGCCUCUAAAAUGAUGUGACCUUCCUCUCGCGCCCUAUUAGCGAAUCGGUCCGUCAACUGGCACGAGAGGAGUACCGCAAUACUCGAGGUAAAUAUGGGUGACGUUGAUAAGGGAAAGAAAGUUUUCGUCCAGAAGUGCGCCCAGUGCCACACAGUUGAGAACGGAGGCAAGCACAAAGUAGGGCCAAAUCUGUGGGGUCUGUUUGGCCGCAAGACUGGUCAGGCUCCUGGUUUCUCCUACACAGAUGCCAAUAAGAGCAAAGGCAUCGUUUGGGGUGAAGAUACAUUGAUGGAAUAUUUGGAAAACCCCAAGAAGUACAUUCCAGGCACAAAGAUGAUCUUCGCUGGCAUCAAGAAGAAGGGCGAGAGAGCAGACCUUAUUGCAUACUUAAAGGCAUCCACAUCAUAAUGCUGAUGGAAAGGGGAAAAUAUUUAAAUGUAAUGUUAGUAAUUUGGGUUUGCAAUCUCUGUAACUAUAUCUAUUCAAAACGGUGUGACAGAUCAAGUGGCCAGGACUAUUCCUUCUGGGUAUAACACAUGGGAUGCUCAUAAUGCCUAUCCAUUUCUGCUGUGAGGAUUUCCAUUUCUUUUUCUGUCCAAAAAUGUAGAAUCGAGUCAAGUUACUGCAGGUUCCCAGUGUUUCCACUGAGGGAAUUUAAAAAAAAUGUGCCCCCCUGGCUACACAGGAGCUGUUGUACAUUAAAUUAUUAAACUGUACUAAACCAUGUAUGUGUUUGGAUUGCAAUGAGUGACUAAGAAAGCAGCAUGCGUAUUGGUGACUAUUCAAUUUUACUAAAUAGAUUUGAACUGUCAAAUAAAAUAGAAAACCGUA